CAAGUUUUUGCAACGAUGUCCCGUUUGAUUGUGAAAAAUCUACCCGCAUACCUGACGCCAGAUCGCCUCAGAAACCACUUCACACAGCAAGGUGCCCCCUCUGGAACCAUUACAGAUGUGAAAAUUUCACUCAAGCAAGAUGGCACAUCGCGUCGAUUCGGUUUCGUUGGCUUCAAGACAGAUCAAGAAGCAAGUGCUGCAAGGGACUGGUUUGACCGCACUUUCAUCGACUCGACGCGAAUAAAUGUCACGGUUGUCACAGGUGCAAAAGAUGCUCCAGCUCCUCGGCCAAAUAAAAGAAGGCGCCUGGAAGAUACCGAUACAGACCCAGGGCCAUCAUCGCGUCCACAUGUUCACAAGGCGGAUAAGAAUGGUAAGACGAGCGCACCAGCCCCUUCAACAUCAGCGCUAGAUGAGUUCAUGGACGUCAUGCAACCCCGCACAAAAAAGGGUCCGUCGUGGGCAAAUGAAGCUAAGGAAUCUCAUCCAGCACUACCGGCCGGCCCUCCCGAAACAACGACGACAUCUGAUGAACCAGAUAAUAACGAGGCUGUCUCGGACCUCGAAUGGAUGCGACGACGUAUGAACCUGGAGUCGGAUUCACCACCCGAUAAAGUCUUUGAGCAGUCAGAUGACGAGCACGAGGUUAAACAGAGCCCCAUUCCUGAAGAACACCAGGACUCGACAACGAAGACGAUUAUGCAGACGUCUCGAUUAUUCCUUCGAAAUCUUGCUUUCUCAUGCACGGAAGCCGAGAUCAUGGAGCUAUUUCAACCGUUCGGAGAAAUUGUACAGGUCCAUAUGCUCAUCGACUCCUUGUCUAAAAAUCCGAAGGGUUUAGCCUACGUGACCUUCAAGGAGCCAACGUCUGCCCUCUCGGCGUACGAGGCGCUAGACAAGGCGUCCUUCCAAGGUCGCCUUCUCCACAUCAUUCCUGCUGUUGACCGAAAAGGCAAGUUUGAAGUAGUAGAGGGCGAGGGAAAAAAACAAACGUUAAAAGACGAGAGGAGUUCUCGUCGUAAAGCCACGGCUGGGCGCGAUUUCAAUUGGAGUAUGUUGUACAUGAAUAGUGAUGCAGUGGCAUCAUCUAUUGCCGAUCGGAUGGGAAUUGCCAAGGCAGAUAUUUUGAAUCCUGAGUCAGAUAAUGCGGCGGUCAAGCUUGCGCUUGCAGAGACGCACGUUAUCCAAGAGACGAAGUCGUACCUGGAGUCCCAGGGGGUCAUCUUAUCGUCAUUUUCUUCCCGAGCGCGAUCUGAUACUACGAUACUCGUGAAGAACAUCCCCUAUGGUACCACUGCAGAACAGAUACGUGAGAUGUUCGAGUCGCACGGGGAACUCAGCCGCAUCAUCGUACCACCGGCAGGUACCAUGGCGGUGGUAGAAUUCGGACAAGCAGAUGAAGCUGCCAAGGCUUUUCGAGCUGUAGCUUACCGACGUCUCGGAAGUAGUGUCGUCUACUUGGAGAAGGGUCCGAUGGGCAUGUUCCAAGAAACUACGGAUGCGCCAGGAAACUCCGGCCGUACGCUAACAACUGCAUUCAAGCCGAUCACUAUCGCCGAGCAGGAAGCUGGCGGCGGUGCUGAUGCGGACGAGCCUGCUUUGUCUGCUGGAUCGACUUUGUUCGUCAAGAAUCUGGCUUUCAGUACCACUCCAGAGCGCUUGAUACAAGUCUUCCGAGGUCUUCCUGGAUUCUCGUUCGCGCGAGUACAGACCAAGCCUGAUCCCAAACGACCUACUGUUCCUGGCACUGAAGCCCCCCGGCUGAGUAUGGGGUAUGGCUUCGUGGGGUUCAAGACGGCCGAUGAUGCGAAGAAGGCUAUGAAGAGUAUGCAAGGCUUUACACUUGACGGACAUUCAUUGCACGUCAAGUUCGCUGGGCGCGGGACAGAAGACGAGCCUAAGGACAAUACAGUCGCCAAGAGCACGACGACGAAGAUGAUAGUGAAAAACGUUCCAUUCGAAGCUACGAAGAAGGAUAUCAGAGAGCUGUUUGGCGCCCAUGGUCAUCUCAAAUCUGUACGUCUUCCGAAGAAGUUCGACUCGCGUUCGCGUGGUUUCGCGUUCUUGGAGUUCCUCGCCCGGCAUGAAGCGGAGAAUGCGUACGCUGCACUACGACACACGCAUUUACUUGGGAGACAUCUUGUACUUCAGUGGGCGGAAGAGGCUGAACAGGAUAUAGAGGUGCUACGGAAGAAGGCAGGCGUGGGGUAUGGUGAUGGCGCUGAACUGCCUGGGCGUAAACGGAAGCUUGAAAUUGCAGGCGAUGAUACUGGUGGCGACGUAGAAUGAUGACGUAUAUAGAACAACCUCACUUCAUUUACUAGGAUAUUUUGGUACCACGAUUAGACGCGACGCGUCUAUUUCCACGCCACCGACAUUAGGUCAUGGCAUC
Messenger RNA from Suillus fuscotomentosus, 2392 nucleotides. RefSeq lists its product as uncharacterized. NCBI's taxonomy places the organism in Eukaryota, Fungi, Basidiomycota, Agaricomycetes, Boletales, Suillaceae. The coding region runs from base 16 to 2289 and encodes 757 amino acids. Gene Ontology annotation, molecular function: mRNA binding. The transcript is spliced from 5 exons. The record is from RefSeq and is a predicted model, not a curated record. Gene Ontology annotation, cellular component: nucleus; ribonucleoprotein complex; cytoplasm.